GCCGUACCCACCCCCCGAGGAAAAACGUUUUCCUCGGGGGGUGGGUACGGCUACACGUAGGCUAGGUAUAAAGGCACUAUCGCCCCGUUGGCCGUUCUGCAAUCUCGAUGCACUAUUGCGUGACAAGCCGAGAAACUAUUGAAGGCCUGGGGAGAGCAAAGUGAUAUUCUUGUCACGCGGUUGCAUGAACUAGACAACUGGUUGUAGAGCGAUGUAGAGCUUAUAAAUUUCGGGGGCAUUUUCGAAGAGUAAUCGUGCGGCCAUGGCUUCAGUGACAUUAACUAACCGGGAACUAAAGAACAAGGCAACUGGUCUAGACAUUCGUGUACCACAGUAUGAACAUAUUUCUGGACCAUUUGGGGGAGCAGUCAUGUAUCAUGUGAUUGUGGUGACACAGCUGUUCUAUUUUAAAACACCUAAUAAACAUAAAGAGUCAGAUGUUGUACAGUUUAUGAUUCCACAGAGAUAUGAGGUGUUUGAAGAGUUAUGUAAUAAACUAUCUCAGAAGUUUCCAAGUGUUGUGUUUGAUCCACCCCCAAAGAAGGCAUUCUUAGUUAAUGAUACUGUGAUUAGCGAACGCCGCCAAUACAUGGAGGAAGUACUUCAAAAAAUAGCCAAGACUCCUAAACUGGCCUGCAGUUCACUGGUUCUUGAGUUUCUUGGUGCAAAAAGAGGACAUAAGGAAAUCAAUCGCCUAGAGGAAACUCAAUCAAAUAUUAAGGAGGAAGACUCCACAGGAAAGACAGAUGCCCAGCAAGAGAUAGUGGAAGAUGUAGACUUGUUUGCAAGCUCUGAUGAUAAAGAUGGUCAAUAUGAAGACAAUGAAGAGGAAGAAGAGCUGCUGGCUGCUGCCAAAUCCUCUGCUGUACCUCUACCCACGUCAAACGUCAAAGGCUUUUCAAUCUUCAGGACGGACCAUAACGAGGACGAUGAUGAUGCAGACAUCAACAAUCUUUUUAUACCUGCUGGAGCGGAUGAAAGAAAGAAAAUUGACAUCGAUGUAGAAGACAAUUCAAAGCUUCUUGAAAUUGAAGAUGACUUGGACAAACUUCUGACUGUAAAAUCCAAGCCUCAGAAGCCGCCUAAACCGACAACGAAGCCUAUGCCGAAGCCUCGCCUCAAACCCAAACCUGAUCUCAAGCCAAAGCCGACUCCUAAGCCAAGGUUUGUCGAGGCAGGUGCUGGGGAGGAUGAACUGUUCGGAGGAGCUGCUGGCGCUGCAAAGAACAAAAACAUAACACCUGCAGUAAAAGAGAGGGUACCCGAGAGUGGAGAUCAAGACUUGUUUGAUCAAGCAAGGAAAUCUUCUUUCAGAACGUCAUCCCACGAGGAGGAAACGUUAGACGAUAUUUUCAACACGCCGUCACGACCAGCUUUUACAACGACAGAGGACGAUGAUGAUUUGUUUAAACAAACAUCAGCAGUGGAAGAGAGCAGCAUUCAGGACAUGAGUGCAGAUGAUAUAGCAAGUUACAUUCAGCAAAACACACCUGACUCAAAUGUCAAGCUUGAUUUGUUUUAGAAAAUUGAUAAGAAAUUUUACAUCUACCAAUGCUUUAAAAAUGCCUGUGGGCUUGAACACAAUGCCAUGUCAGCGCUGCUGGAUGAAAAGCCGCCAUCUUAAAUUUUAAAAUGCCAAGUAGAUCCGGGAACAAGGUUUCAAACUUUAGGUGAAAUUUGACGGAGGCAGGAAGCUCUUUUUAUUACUGUGUGAUGUUUAGUACGCUUCUUUGCUGAUUUACGUCAUCAAUAAGUGGACUAAAACCUUGCUUGCACGUUCUUACCUUGGCUAUCGAUUAUUGUACUUUGCUCUUUUUGUGGUGAAGAUUCACAAGACAUCUCUGUACGUGACUUGUCUUAGUCACGCAUGAAGUGUGCGUGACUCUGACUGUAGGAUUUAGCGCCUUUCGGUUUAGACCUGCUAGGGGUUAAUGUGGUGUGACGCAUUUCAUGGCAGGCAUUUUGUGGGCACUCCAUAGCAGACCUUCUGGCGAUGAAUAGCUUCGUCAUAGAAGGUUGGUUAUUGAGCUCUCUUUUUUAGUAGUCACGUGUUGCUUUUCAUUAUAACAUAAAUAGAUGGGCAAGUAAUCUCUCUCAAUUUCUUGAAAACAGUAAAAAUGGAAUCUGAAGAGUAAAGAAAUCGCAGCUGCAAAUCAAAAUUAAAUGAGUAGGUGAAUAACACAUUUCCUAAUAGAAAAUACAUGUAGCUCAUUUAGGAUCAAAGUGACUGAACAAACAUUGCUUCUUUUUGGGGGCGAAAAUAGACAGAAACCUGUCAGGGGGAUUAUAAUUCCAGGUUUAUAUACAGUAAACAAAUCCCUCAGUUUCCUUGAUGAAUUUUAAACUUAAAAAUAAUUAAAAUACACUAAAAUUUUCAGUGACUUUUAGAUCCAAACAUAGAAUAUCGAAGAAUGUUUUUAUUAGGUGAUAAGAUCUAUUCUUUUAGCGCUGUGAAACCAUUUUAGACAAUAUCUAUAGUGUGGUAAAAAACAUAAGAUUUUAGUAAUGAAAAAAAUAUUUAUUAAAAAUUCCUAAAGGAUUUGUAUGAUGUGGUUUAUGUAAUGCAUCACUGAUGCUGUAGCUGGAUCAUAUAGAAACACUUCUUACUUGACUCCUGAAUAUCUUUAUAAAAAGAACAUUGACUAUUGUUUGACAUCA
Orbicella faveolata is the source of this 2658-nucleotide messenger RNA. RefSeq lists its product as uncharacterized. Gene Ontology annotation, molecular function: phosphatidylinositol binding. NCBI's taxonomy places the organism in Eukaryota, Metazoa, Cnidaria, Anthozoa, Scleractinia, Merulinidae. The record is from RefSeq and is a predicted model, not a curated record.